AUGGCGAUCAGUGCAUGUUUAGUACGGAGGCGUGGAAAAUUUCUAUCUUGGUGUAGUAUUGGACUGCUGAUUAGCAUUCUCGGAAUUACAUACUGGAUGCACUUCCGGUCAGGUAAUCCACCAGUCUACAGACCGUUUUCCGAAAUGGAAACACAUGACACAUCCAUGCUGAGUGGUGAUGAAUCUGUCACAACGCAACUGGCUAGACAUACUAGUACGACCGCGUCACCAGCAGAUGCCAUUAAGGAAUAUGGAUAUAGACACGUGACUCUUUGGACAUAUAAUGAAAGAUUGGCGCUGUUGAAAGCCCAGUGUAGCGUUUCAUCAUCAACGCGGUUACCUAGCGACGUUCUCCAAAGGCUUAUUGUUGAUGACGUGUAUGAAUUCAUCUAUUGUGUUGUACAAAAAGUUGCCAGUGGCAACUGGAAAACUGCUCUCAGUGAAUUAAAAAUGCAUUAUACUGAUGAGAAAUGGAAACCAAAUUUGAGAGAUUUUAAUAUGGGUCUUCCUACUUUGAAGGAAUAUUCUCCACAGCAAAUCCAAUAUCGUCUUGAAAACUACUUUAAAUUCAUUUUUGUACGCCACCCUUUGGAGAGAAUGUUAUCCGCUUAUCGCGACCGCUUCGAGAGGAACGACAAGGGAAGGUUGAUACCACAAUGGGAAAAUAUACAUUCACUGAAGAGUUUUGUUCAUUACUUAAAAGAGACAGUAGCCAAGGAGCGAGAAGAUCUUAACAUCCACUGGCGGCCAAUAGCGAACCUCUGCCAACCGUGUGAAGUAACAUAUGAUUUCAUUGGUCAUUACGAGACACUUGAUGAUGACGUCAACUAUAUCUUCUCUGCCUAUGAACUCAGUUCUGUUAUCAAUUUCGGUUCCCAUCCCUCAUACGCAACGGGUAGUUCAAACCGGACGAUUUUACGAAAGUAUUACGCUAACUUGUCUUCCGGAGAUAUGCUCUUUCUACACAAACUCUACUCGAGUGAUUUUGAGCUAUUUGGUUAUUCAAAAGACAGUUUCAGUUAG
Saccoglossus kowalevskii is the source of this 1023-nucleotide messenger RNA. Its product is annotated as carbohydrate sulfotransferase 11-like. Gene Ontology annotation, biological process: proteoglycan biosynthetic process; carbohydrate biosynthetic process. Lineage: Eukaryota; Metazoa; Hemichordata; Enteropneusta; Harrimaniidae. Gene Ontology annotation, molecular function: sulfotransferase activity. Gene Ontology annotation, cellular component: membrane. The record is from RefSeq and is a predicted model, not a curated record.